CAAGUUAAUUAAGAGUGAGAGAAACACACACUUAUACAGUGUAAGAGGGAUCAAAGAUGUGUAGUGAACCUUGUCCUGUGGUCGGAGAAGAAAAACAGAGUACGAGAACAUCGAAGAGGAUCAAGAAGAGGAAACACAUAGCCAUGGAUGAUAGCUCUCCUUCGAAUCUUGAAACGUCUCGUAAGCAGAUCAGAACAAAGAAGAAGAAACCAAAGUUCCUCAGUCUCAAGCUUGAACUCAACACUUCUCACGAGAUCGACGAGAGUCCCGUAACCACGACGAACAAGAAGAAGCAGAGCACGACGAGAGGAGGUGCUGAGAAGAAGAGAAUGGAGACAGUGGGAGGAGGAGAGAAAGAAGAAGAUCAAUACGACACCGUGGCGGCUUACCUCUUCAACUCCACCACCGACAACAGCACAAUCUCUUCGAUUCACGAUCUGCUCCCUUCCUCCGCAGAAGAUGUAGAUUGCGGCGGAGGAGGAAGGGACAUGUCUCCGUACGACAUUAAAGAGCAUGGAUCAACGUCUACUUCUUCGCUUCUACGGACGGCGAUGAGGAAAGGAGCGAGCAAGGAGGAAGCUACGGCGGAGCGGUGGGUGAGUUAUUCGGAGGUUGUGGACGAGGUGAUGAGUCGGAGCGGAACUCCACGGUGUUGCGGCGGAGAUGGAAACGAUGGAAGGACUUCGCUGGCUCUGAAGCUUGAUUAUGAGCAGAUCAUGGAGGCUUGGCCGGAUAAAGGUACUCUUUAUGUCGACGGAGAACCGCCGCAGACGGUGCCGGACUUGCAUGCUUCUGCUGAUGUGGUUACCGGCGGCGGAGAGGCAGGGAGUUUAUGGACUGUGCCGGAGAUGGAGACGACGGAGACGUUAUGGAGAGGGCAUAGAGAAGCGAGCUUGCUACGGUAUAAAGAGAAACGACAAAGUCGCCUUUUCUCUAAGCGGAUCCGAUACCAAGUUCGUAAACUCAACGCUGAGAAACGUCCUCGUGUUAAAGGUCGGUUUGUGAAGAGAGACGAUUUGUAAACCACUAAUAAACUGAUGGUUUAGACUUGUGGUUUGUGGACAUACUAGUCUUAUAAAAUAACCAAGUGGCGGAUAUUUGGUAUAAUAAUGUUACUUUGUAACUUUUUGAGAAGUUAAGGCCAUAACCGGAGUAUACCGAGAAAUGAAAGGUGUUGGUUUGUAUA
This is a messenger RNA of Brassica oleracea var. oleracea, 1186 nucleotides long. RefSeq lists its product as uncharacterized. Gene Ontology annotation, molecular function: protein binding. Gene Ontology annotation, biological process: regulation of DNA-templated transcription. The transcript is spliced from 3 exons. The coding region runs from base 57 to 1022 and encodes 321 amino acids. NCBI's taxonomy places the organism in Eukaryota, Viridiplantae, Streptophyta, Magnoliopsida, Brassicales, Brassicaceae. The record is from RefSeq and is a predicted model, not a curated record. Gene Ontology annotation, cellular component: nucleus.